GAGCAGCUGAGGUGGAUCAACGCGUGAGCUCCACUGUCAUUCGGACACUUUGACGAACUUCACGGAGACUUCACCCGCAGAGCAACAUGGCUGAAGCUGACAUCGCCCUGAUCGGUCUGGCUGUCAUGGGCCAGAACCUCAUCAUGAACAUGAACGACCACGGCUUCGUGGUCUGUGCCUACAACCGCACCGUGUCCAAGGUGCACGACUUCCUGAAGAACGAGGCCAAAGGCUCCAAGGUGAUCGGAGCCGAGUCUCUGGAGGACAUGGUGUCCAAGCUGAAGACGCCCAGGAGGAUCAUCAUGCUGGUCAAGGCAGGACAGGCUGUUGAUGACUUUAUCGACAAACUGGUUCCUCUCCUGGAGGCAGGCGAUAUCAUCAUCGACGGUGGCAACUCUGAAUACAGGGACACUACACGACGGUGUAAGAGUCUGAAAGAGAAGGACUUGCUGUUUGUCGGUAGUGGAGUCAGUGGUGGAGAGGAAGGGGCACGUUAUGGACCCUCCCUCAUGCCAGGAGGACACAAAGAGGCCUGGCCACACAUAAAAGACAUCUUCCAGAGCAUCGCUGCCAAGGUUGGAACAGGGGAGCCUUGUUGUGACUGGGUUGGAGAUGACGGUGCAGGUCAUUUCGUGAAAAUGGUUCAUAAUGGCAUUGAGUAUGGUGACAUGCAGCUGAUUUGUGAGGCUUAUCAUCUGAUGAAGGAUGUUCUGGGUAUGAACCAUGAUGAGAUGGCAGAGGCUUUCACCAGCUGGAACAAGACGGAGUUGGACUCCUUCCUGAUCGAGAUCACGGCCAACAUCCUCAAAUACAGGGACACUGAUGGCACACCUCUGCUGCCCAAGAUCCGCGACAGUGCCGGACAGAAAGGAACAGGGAAGUGGACGGCCAUUUCCGCCCUGGAAUACGGCACACCUGUCACUCUGAUCGGGGAGGCUGUCUUUGCCAGAUGCCUGUCCUCUCUAAAGGAUGAGAGAGUGGAAGCCAGCAGCAGACUCUCAGGCCCACAGGGGGUCAAAUUCAGCGGCGACAAGAAGGCCUUCCUGGAAGACAUCAGAAAGGCCCUUUACGCUUCCAAGAUCAUUUCCUACGCACAGGGCUUCAUGCUGCUGCGGCAGGCAGCCAAAGAGUUUGGCUGGACCCUGAACUACGGUGGGAUCGCUCUGAUGUGGAGAGGAGGCUGCAUCAUCCGAAGUGUCUUCCUGGGUAAAAUCAAAGAGGCGUUUGACAGGGACGCCGAGCUGCAGAAUCUGCUGCUGGACAACUUCUUCAAAGAUGCUGUGAAGGAGUGUCAGGAGUCGUGGCGCAGAACGGUCAGCACUGGGGUCCAGCACGGUAUCCCCAUGCCCUGCUUCACCACCGCUCUGUCCUUCUAUGACGGCUACAGACAUGAGAUGCUGCCAGCAAACCUCCUCCAGGCCCAGAGGGAUUACUUUGGAGCUCACACGUAUGAGCUGCUCUCAAAACCCGGCGUUUUCGUCCACACUAACUGGACGGGUCACGGUGGAAACGUCUCCUCUUCCUCCUACAAUGCUUAAGGACCCCACUCCCAUCACUCAAAAACACAGAGAAGAAGACUGAAGUCACCUGUGGGAGAAGACGACAUGUUACACAUUCAAACUUUCGAUUUUAUAAAAACCAUGCCUGAAUAUUCAAGACCUCAUAACCCAGCUAUCACCAUCAUCCAACUUUUUACUCCCUCAACGACAUGUUACAGUUUUAUUUAUGAAGAGAGGAAAUCAUCGGUUCUGUUUGUUGUAAACUCUGUCCCUGUCUGUAUGUAGCAACUCAGCUACAAGGGGAGGG
Molecule: messenger RNA, 1806 nt
Organism: Limanda limanda (common dab)
Lineage: Eukaryota; Metazoa; Chordata; Actinopteri; Pleuronectiformes; Pleuronectidae
Gene: pgd
Product: phosphogluconate dehydrogenase
Exons: 13
Coding region: 87-1538 (483 amino acids)
Biological process (GO): pentose-phosphate shunt; pentose-phosphate shunt, oxidative branch
Cellular component (GO): cytosol
Molecular function (GO): NADP binding; phosphogluconate dehydrogenase (decarboxylating) activity
Source: RefSeq, a predicted model, not a curated record